UUGCAUAAACCAACCAAUCGCAUUGAUUCCUACUACGGCCUUGCCUUACAGCUACGGACGGCGGUGAAAAAGACCAAAAAUUUCCCGUCUCGCACGCCGCCGCUCAUCCAGCACAGGGCAUCCCAACCCAAUCCGCUCGCUCAACCCGCACUAUCGCUGGUCUUCGUCGCUCCUCCCGCACACCAACGCCGGAGCGCUUCCCGUCCGCCGCCCUUCCUCCUCUCCUCCUCCUCCGGUUGCGCCCUGCGCCCGCGGCGACCAUGCCUCCACCGUGCCUGCCAUGUGCGCCGCCGCCCGGCCGAAUCCCGCCGCCACCUCAAGGCCAGCGCGGCUGCUAAACGCGCCAUGGCCGCGACUUGGCCCGUGCGUCGCCCCGCCUCACAGCACAUCAUCAUCCUGCACAGCCACCGGUCUUCGACGCUGCCGGUACAGUGUCUUCGUGGGCGCUGGCAUGCGGGCCGGGCACGGUUCCAUUGCUUCCCACACCAGGUCAUUGAGGAGCAAGCCGGCUUGGGCUGGGGGCACCCCGUUCCUCUGCUCUGUGCCUAUAGGCGCGAUUGGGACGCGGGUCGUCCCCCAUUCAGUCACCGCACCUGCCGCCUAGAAUGUCAGGUUGUCGAGCCUCUGUCCGCCGUUGCUCUCCUCUGCUGCCGUCAUCGGUGGCGAGGAGCCCGGUCCCAUUAGUACCAACGUCUUCCCUGUACUCAGACAUUCCGGUUUGGCACAUAUCUUAUCAGGUGAGCACCGCCGCAUUUACUUCACUGCUAAUGACUAAGCGUCUGAAGUUGGAGGUCAUGUAAUCCUGUUGUUCUUCGCUAACGUUUCUUUUGGUGACGCUAACCACGCAGCCCAAUCCUGAACGCCUGUGCAGCACAAUGCUCCAAAUGGCCACACUUUUGUCUUCUCCGUUGCCAAUACGACCAAUGAAUAAACGCUUCUCCUAAAAAGCAAAGCCAAUAAACCCUUCGGCUGCAGGUCAUUGAUGAUUCACACUUCACUUCCUCUCCCCAUGACCUCCACAAGAAACUGAUGGAUUCCCAUUUAAAUUGGGUGCUCCACCUUAUCUCAUUUUAUUCCCAUCGUCCUUCAUACAGGUGGCCGCCUGCCAUCCCAACUCCCUCCCCUGUCCUCCUCGACAUUCCCUAUGACACAUGGCCGAUUGAAUCAUAUUUGGGAUUCCUCGGGUACUGUGGGAAUUGGACGCUCAGACCCCAUCUUGAAUGGAGGUGGAAGAAGAAGAACAGUGGACACAAGGUUUUCCGGCCGGCGCACGAACGCCGGCAUGGGCGCACGAACGUCCCAAUCCUUUUCUUCUUUACGGUGGCUACAUGGCUACACUCGGCUCCGCUCGAUCAAUACAUCAGGGGGCCUUUUAUACCCGGCUGCACACACACCAGCACACGCACCGUCCGUCACACGCGGCCACUAACAGCACUAACUAAUUAGCUCACGCAUGCACCAACUGCACGCUCACCGCACCAGCCACUACCUACAUGCACGCCUAGAUCCAUCCUCUUCCAACGGCCACAUGACCCGCCAUGCAUGUAGCUAGCCAGCCACGGCUGCGCCACUCAACGCGGCCAGUCCAACUGAUCCCUACAGCCGCUACUACACACACGACUAAACACAGAGCUACGGCCGCGCGCACGACGCAUGCAGUGGCAUGGCUUAUUUCUAACAAUCUUGGUUUCAUUCCCAUCUCCCAUUUCUCAGUUAAUCAAGCCUUUUGCUGUUCAUAGUAGUACAGUUGCAGAUCAUCUCCUCACGGAGUGACGGUGAGGGUGGAUAUGGCUUAUUGUUCUUCUUUCCAGUAACUUUGCAGGUAUAUACUGAAUUCGGCAGAAUUCUCAGUAUCCAAGCCAUGUAAUCACAUCGCCAUGUUGAUAGCUCAGGGUCACGCUGUUCGACGGGUUUGUGACGUCUACAUGGACCACGCCACCGAUCAUGACCACAUAAUCUAAUCCCUCGACCAACUGCAGUUACUGCUACUGAGAAGUGAGAACCGCCGCAGGUAUAUAUGCAACUCAAGAGAGAUUUGUUAGGUUCAUGAAGCAACCUAAAAUCUUCAGUUCUGCGGUAUGAUAUAUUCAAUUUCUCGACAACUCAUUUGAUUAUCAUGUUCUUGGUACCAACCAAACAACAUCCUCUCAAUGCUAAUGUUCACUAACUCAACUGCCAAACGAAGAAUCCUCAUCCAAAUUGAACCUUUAUCCGUAUCCGUCAGUUUUUUAUCCCCUUCUUGGUUCCUUGCAGGUUGAGGUACUAUUUUGAAACAAAUGGCAUUUAAAGAUCCAUCUUUAAGGAGCAAUCUUUGAACCCUUAAAUCUCAGGAGGUACUCAACAUUCUGGAAGACAUUUUACUACCAUUCAUUUUUACUACUAUUUUCUUAGUUACAUGUAUAAAACUGAGUAAAUAGCUAAUUGGGGUUUGAACGAAGAAUCAUAUUUUAUUUCAUAUAUUUUUUCAUGUUACUUUGUUCUACUUAUUAUGCCUUAUGCUGCUGAUAGUCACUAUUUCUUUGUCGCAUGCCUGAACUUAUUAAACACGCAUAGUCUCUGUUUCUUUGUCACAAUCAUGGCCACACAUGUGUGCUCUUUAGAAAAUUUCUACUGCAUUCUAACUUCACUUUAGGUAAACUUAUCUGUACAAAUUUCUGCACCAAUGUUUUGGUAUUGUAAUAUUAAUCUUGUCUUUUGUACGACAAUAAACUACGUCGAUUCUACCCUCUAAUAUCAUUUAUUUUGCGAUAGAUCACUAUGAUUUAUUUCUAUACCAAGGGCUACUAUACUGAAUGAUUUAGUUCCUGAUGUUAAUCCUUUUUAUAUGGCCUUUUGACUAUUUCAGAAGCAAUCGGUGCCAGAACUAUUCCAACUUUUGGGCCAUAUUGCUAUCUUCACUCACAUUCCACGUUGUGUUUUCUAACAUCUUAUAUUAGCAAAUGUAAUUAUCAUUUUUAAAUCAUCAUGGCGGUGUGUUCAUGACCUGUUAAUGGUGAUGUAGGUCAUAGCGUCGGGUAUGCUCAAAAUUGCUUUCUUUCCAAUAAAUAAUUAAGGCACUACAUUGCAGUUCAUGAUUGCUAACACCAUUGUUAAUGCUACAACGUUCCACAAUACAUUAUAUAUGUAUACCACAAAUGACCACAUUUGAUUCCAUGUAUGUGAAAUCCAUCAUAUAAUUGAUUCGAGUUGUUAUCAUCUUUGUGAUGUGGAUGUUGCUUGGAAAAAUUACAACAAAGUCCCGCGGCAACAUAUAUAAUGUAAGACGUUUUUUGACACUAUACUAGAGUUAAAAAACGUCUUACAUUAUGGGACCGAGGGAGUAGUUUUUUUCAUAAUGUCACUCCCUCCCUGAGGCAAAUUGUACUGAACUUAUGUUUUUUCCAUGGCCUUUUUGCUGUUCUGAAUCUUCUGUUGUUGAAUCUGAAUCUUAGUAGGAGUAACAUUAUUUUCCUGCCGUCAUUUUCAGUAUUUUAUUUGCAUCUAUCGUUUCAAUGUCCUUUUCUCAUCUUUUUCUAGGAUAUUUUCUUUGUUUUCUUUCAGAAAAGUUAUGUUUACAUAAAAAAUAAAAUCAACGGUUUUUUGAUUCCUUUGUUCACAAACCAUGGAAGGUAACAUGGAGUGGCUGCUUACAUGGGGUAUGGCCGUAUGGAAGGUAACAUGGAGUAUUGUUCACAAACCAUACUUCGAAUCUUCGAUGGUUUCAGUGUGUUUGUUUUCUGUUGCUGCAUUUUACUGCUUCGGCUACCCAGCUCAAAACAGAGAACUAGUAUGGGUAGGGGUGCAACACGGUGCCCGAUCCGCCCCGCCCCGCCCAAUAUUCAAACUUGGAGAAUCUAGUUCUAGUUAAGUUGCAGUGGGUUAGUUUAAUUUGUACUGGACUAUGCGGGACGCCGCGCUGUGGGGAGGGGGUGGUCGUGGUGUUGGAAGUUUAAUUUCCAGGGAAACCCGGCUCGUUAGCAUAGCGGUGGUGCGGGACAAAUCCGGGGUUGAGCGGGCUAGCAAAAGAAAAUUCGAUUGAGGCCACCAAAAUAAUCAGUCGAAGUUUUUCUUUUGCAAACUGGACACAAAACAAAGUUGCACACGCGUCAUUGAAGUAUUGGUCCAAAACUUUGACUGAGAAUUUAUACAUAUUUUUGGGAUUUCUACAUAUGAAAAAAAAAUUCAAAAAAGAAAAACCUGUGGCCGGCAGCAUGACAGAGACGAGGAGUAGCCAUGACAUAGCAGAUGAGACACGAGGAUCAAACUGGUGGCUGAGGAAUCCAGAAUGGUUGAGAGGUUGGGAGCGGGAGUGUCAAGAAGUAACGGUGAUGAAGACAGUACACUAAGGUCCUGUUCGGAGACCCGCCACUCCACCACUCCGCUCCCGGAGUUGGAGUCAAAAGGCACGGAGCUGGGAAAGAGAUGCUCCAGCUCCUCGUAUUUUUAGGAGUUGGAGUGACUCCAAACAGGGCCUAAGCAUCGUGUUUAUAUAUAGAAAGUGAAGGGCUUGCUUGAGUAUCUAAGCUAAUUUAGAUCUUUCCUGUUUUGUGCAACGUCCAAAACGUGGGGUCGUGCUUAAAUUUCUCACCUUUACGCGCAAACAUUAGAAGGGGAAAAUGCCGGGUUUAGAGGACUGCAAGGCAGACAUUCUUCUUCCUCCUUUCUCUCUCCUCUCUUCCCCACGUAGAGAGAGAGGGAAAGAGAGGAAGGCCGCCCCCUCUUUCCUACCAAGAACCACAUUUCGCCCUCCAAUCUUCGCUGCAGAUUCUAGCACACCUUUUGAUCGGUUUUUCUCCAGUCUCAGUUUGGGCAAUUUGGAGCUUCCUGGGCAAGUUUCCGCGCUGGUAUCCGUCUCGAAUCUACCCCUGGAAAAAAAAUCUAAACAUUCUUGUGCCAAUCUGAAAAGUUCUUGAAAUAAAUUACUUGAGUUUUGAAAGAAAUUUUGGAUGUGGAUAAUUAUGCGCAACAAGUAUGCUUACAUUUCUACUACAAAAAGAAACCUUGACUCUUGAUUGUGAAUUAUAUUUGUGCAACCUUUUGCAAGAUAAAAUGCUUAUUUUUUGUUUCACUAUAACAUUUAGAAUUUUUGUGCUGACAUUUCCAUCUUUUCUAUGUAAAAAUCAGAUAUUUGUCUUCCUUCUGAAACAAAGGUUGCAUCUUUCUUGCAUUGGCACUCCCAAUCCUGCAUCUUUCAACAAGUUGUGUCAUUUGGGUGCCUUGGUGUUGCCGAGACGUACUGUAGGUUUUCUCAAGCUAAAUGUUGCAUAUGAAUUUUGAUGAACAUUGAUCACCAAUGGCUGUGAAAACUGGUGUGAGGUCUCAAGACUUCUCGCAGCGGUUCUGGUACACCUUGUCUCGUGCGAUCUGUGAGCUCUGCGUGAUCAUAUUGCUCCAUGUGGCUGCUACAACGUCAUAUGUGGCCACAAGGUUGGCACACAUCAGCAGGCUAAGGGCGCCAUGCACCAUGUGCUCAAGACUGGACCAAGCCCUCCAUGGAAAGGCAUGGUUCUCCGCUGAUUUGGUGUGUGCUGCCCAUAGGUCCGAGAUAUCAUCUUUGGCAUACUGCAAGAGUCACAACAAUCUUGCACAUUCAGCUGAUCUCUGCAAGAGAUGCCAUGCUGCAUGCACCCUGGCAGGCUUUGUCGAUGAGGUUAAUUCUCGGUCUGGAUCGAGGUCUAGACAGUUAUGUUCUUGUUGUUUGGAGCCAUUCAAGAAGGCGUGCAUCGCACAUAAGCUUUAUGAAACUGCAGAUGUUAAGGGCCCCUCACAUAAUGUGCAUGGUUUGGACGAAAUCAAGCAGAGGAGCCAAGUUGUUGUGAUAGAAAAAAUCAAUCCUGCCAUGCCACCCAAGUUUGUACCUGAACAGGUCUCUACAGAUCAUUCAAAAGUUAAAGUGGGUAUUGAGGAAGUCAGGGAGUUAGAUGCUUCACCAGGCACAUAUGAACAAUCUACAAAGGAUAAUGGUGCUUCUUCAAAUGCUGGUUUGGCAGCAAAGCCUGCACCCAAUGCGUCUUCCCUGCCUUCGCGCAUUUUCGUCGAUCGCAACAACAGUAUUAAGAACACUUUCGUUGGUAGGGUCAAUCUGCCAUCUCCUCGCCCAUCAGAGAUAAUCUCUGCCCGGGAUAACAAUUCUACUACUCAACAAGAAGUGAAGGCACUCCUUACUCAGAUGUCCUCUGUAAGGGGCCUUGACUAUUCUUGGACUGAAGGAGUAAGUAGUACUGAUACCAUGAUUCAGAAUGAUGAAAGCAAUGGUACCAGCAGGAGGCCAUACCUCGAGAGAAAUUACUCUGUGUUGGAAUCAUCGGAUGCAAACCUUGGUAUUUGUGAAGCUGAAGGAGAGAUCUCACUGGAGAGUUUGAAGCGGCAGAUUGAGAUUAACAAGAAGUCAAUGCUUGUCCUUUACAAGGAGCUUGAGGAAGAAAGGAGCGCUUCGGCGAUUGCAGCUAGCCAAGCCAUGGCCAUGAUCAACAGAUUGCAUGAGGAAAAGGCUGCAAUGCAGAUGGAAGCACUACAAUAUCUUAGGAUGAUGGAAGAGCAGGCUGACCAUGACCAUGAAGCGAUACAGAAUCUACACGACUUGCUUACAGAGAGGGAGAAAGCAUUACUUGACAUGGAUGCCGAACUAGAUAGUUGUCGGAGGCUACUCCAGCAUGACCAGUUUAAUGGGGGGAAUUUUGAUGAUACAGUGGACAAUACACCCGGAUAUGACAAGAAUGUGUCAUUUGAUGUCUUGAAUGCAUCGGAUUUCAUGACGAGCACCAUGUCAGGUUUCGAAGAAGAAAAGGCAUACAUUUUGGAAUCACUGGGCAGAUUGGAGGAAAAGCUUCGCAUUUCUACAUACAAGCUUGCUUCUGAUGAUGCCAAAAACAUUCAAGAGACAUUGCUUGGAGAUCAUAUAGGGGAUGAAUCAACUUCUUUUCAGCAAUCAAUUGAGCAGAAGGACAAGGAUGAGUGUUCAUGUUCUCCUUUCGACAACGAAAAAAUAAGUGGCCUAAACAAUCUUCAGGAUGAAAUUUCACUCUUGGAUACACGAUUGAGGGCCCUUGAAGAUGAUCAUGAGUUUCUCAAGCGGGUACUCAGUUCCCUCAAAGGCGAUGGGCUUCAGUGUGUACGAGACAUAAUGAGCCAUUUACAUGAGUUGCGAAGAGUUGCAGCUCAAUGAAGAGAACAUGUUUUGUCUUGAUGCCUCUCGUGUGGAGAUUUACAGCCUGACAACGACAAUGCUUCCAGUUAGUCCCCGAUGUGGCGUUGAUUAUAAAUUGCAGUGCUGGGAACAUCCAAGCUUGUGUAAGAUCAUCCGUUAUUCUAUGAUUCUAAUCUGGCUAACUCUGGAAGGGAGCGCCCACUGACCAAACAUAUCCAUCUCUUGUUUUUACCUCGUUGCUAUUCUUUUUGUUGCCACUACAGCAAAUCACUGAUAUAGAAAAGAGAAAGAAAAACAUCUCUUGUAUUUUGAUCAUCUGAUGGGUGCUCAAAUUAGGAGCAAGCUUGUAAGUGUACAUGUGAUGAAAUGCUUGGGGUUCUUGCCAAAAAAUAUAUUUUAACUAGCAACAUGAUAUUGAUGUUGAUGCCAAA
Molecule: messenger RNA, 7557 nt
Organism: Aegilops tauschii subsp. strangulata
Lineage: Eukaryota; Viridiplantae; Streptophyta; Magnoliopsida; Poales; Poaceae
Source: RefSeq, a predicted model, not a curated record